CAAGACAAGAGCCAGAGACAAGAGAAGAGAAGAGGGAACAAUGGUGGAACACAAAUAAAACAAGCGAAUAUGUGUUUAUAAAAAUCGCAAAUACUCAAAAAAUGGUUUCAACCAGAGGAAUCAAACUAAAGUUUUUUAUCGGAGAAAGAGUGCUAUGCUAUGAACCAGAUCCGACAAAAGCUAAAGUAUUGUACGACUCUAAGGUGUUAGAUAUUGUUAUUCGUAAAGAACAAGCAGGAAAAAAAGUUGUAGAAUAUUUGAUUCAUUUCCAGGGCUGGAAUUCUUCAUGGGAUAGAUGUGUCAAAGAAGAGUAUGUUUUAAAAGAUACACCUGAGAAUCGACAACUACAGAAAGAUUUAGCAGAAAAGGCGCAAUUGCAGUUAGGGGCUUAUCUUUAUAGAAAAGAAAGGAAGAAACAUAAUCAAAAAAGUGGAGAUAGAACAGCAGGAUCAUCUGAGGAAGGUAGUUCAGGAAGCCCCACACAAAUUGAUACUGAUGAUCACGAAAUGAGUACGAGUUCAGAUGAAAAUUCUUCUAUAGACGAUGAAAGUAUUGAAAUUGAUAUUAUCCCAGAACUUAGGGCGAUCUUAGAAGAAGAUUAUUACUUGAUAAAUGGCAAGAAUAAACGAGUUAAGUUACCAGCAGAACCAAAUGUAGUUUUUAUUUUGGAAUCAUACUAUAAACAUUAUGCAACUAAUCAAAUAUGUGGACUUCAAGAAAAACAAAAUUAUCGCUGCAGAAAUAAUUUUUAUAAAGAUUCUAAGCCUAAAACAGAAGACAUACAAAAAAAUCUAGCUCUUUGUAGAGAAGUGGUAGAUGGUUUGAGAAUAUAUUUUGAUUUUACCUUGAAUGAUCUACUGUUAUAUGGAGCAGAAAAAGAUGCUGGACAGUUUGUCACAGCUACAGCUGUAAUUCAACCACCGGGAUCAUCAGAAGUAAAAUUGGAAGUUAAAAAUGAAUCAAAUAGCAAUAGUACAGAAAACAAUUCAAACAACAUACAAAAUAGUGAUCAGGUAAAUCAAAAUGGUGUAGGCGAUGCUUCUUCAGUUAAUGCUCGAAGAAGAACAUUGAGAUCGAACAAGAACGAACCACAAACAAAUGGGAAUUCAACUGUUGAAGAAACCAAUGGAACAAACUAUUCAAAGCCAUGCUCCAGUGUAGGAAGCAGUAAUUCUGAUAUAAAUGGUCCGCUGGCAAAAGCUCUAUCGUGGCGCUUAUUGCCCGAACAUGUGUACAGUCAGCAACCUCCACCGCCAUGUUUGGCAUAUGGAGCUAUUCAUUUUACAAGGUUAUUUGUUAAGUUACCUGAGCUAUUCACUGCUUCCAGUAUUCCAGAAGCAAAAAUGAAAAUUAUUUUGAGACAUGUGGAUUGUAUUAUCGAUUUUCUGAAUGAUCAUAAAGACUGGUACGGAGAGAAGUACUAUGAAGACCCCCCCAGUACAAACUAAUGACAGGAUUAUACAUAUUAUUGUGUAAAUAUAUUAUAAAAUUUUAAAAGUUAAGACUAUAUCAGUAAGAUUAAAUUGUAGUUCUAGGGAAUAUGAUUAAAUAUAACAUUGUAGUAGGUAGUAUUUUAAUUAAAAUGAGACUGUUAAGCUUAGUUUUUAGUUUUUAAACUAGAAUAAUACAAUAAUAUACAAGACUCA
Molecule: messenger RNA, 1646 nt
Organism: Sitophilus oryzae (rice weevil)
Lineage: Eukaryota; Metazoa; Arthropoda; Insecta; Coleoptera; Curculionidae
Gene: msl-3
Product: male-specific lethal 3 homolog
Exons: 9
Coding region: 102-1448 (448 amino acids)
Biological process (GO): chromatin organization; regulation of DNA-templated transcription
Cellular component (GO): nucleus; NuA4 histone acetyltransferase complex; MSL complex
Source: RefSeq, a predicted model, not a curated record